Messenger RNA from Osmerus eperlanus (European smelt), 3131 nucleotides. RefSeq names its product ephrin-A2a (gene efna2a). The transcript has 4 exons. Bases 1472 to 2089 code for a protein of 205 amino acids. NCBI's taxonomy places the organism in Eukaryota, Metazoa, Chordata, Actinopteri, Osmeriformes, Osmeridae. The record is from RefSeq and is a predicted model, not a curated record. Gene Ontology annotation, biological process: osteoclast differentiation; ephrin receptor signaling pathway; axon guidance. Gene Ontology annotation, molecular function: ephrin receptor binding. Gene Ontology annotation, cellular component: plasma membrane.
GUCGGGGAUUGUUGUUAUAGUACGUUUGAGACCGCUGUGAUGGCCGCGUUUUGGACUGGAGCUGUCGGCCGCACCCUCAGCCUAGGGACUGGAGGACUGUGUGUGUGUUCCUCUCCAUGGUGUCACUCACAGCAUCUGGAUAUGGUUUUGGAGAAGACCAGUGGGCUUUUGCACAGAAAAUAUGGUGAAUGUCCUUGUAAUUAUGUUUAUUUGACUUGAAACGUGUAGCCUCUGAGCCCCAUGUCUAAAAAGAAGAAAAGAAGAAGAAAAAAAGUUUGUCCCAGCAAAAGAAAAGAAAAAAACUCAACAAAAAAAAAUAAGAAAACGGCGAACUUUCUGUUGGAGGAAGUGGAAUCAGCUGCGAUGAUGCAGCGAUGCGAAUGAAAGGCCUAUAUCAAAGCUGCCACAGAGAGAAUGUGAGUCAGACCCAGUCCCUGGAGGUGAGAGACUGAGGCGCCCUCUCAAAGCCCGCCCCGCGCUGAGAGAAAGAGGGGGAGGAAAGACAGGCGAGAGAGAGAGACCGGGGGAGCGAGAAAACGGCGAGGAGGUUCUAUAGCGGCAGUAUUUGGAGAAUUACCACGAGCGGUAGCCGAGUGGGAAUGUCGGAGGGGGUCCGGUGCGCUCAUCAAACGGUCUCCAUCCCUUUCGCUGCGCCGGUCAGCGUGUCGCCGCCACUGGAGAGAACCGCAGGCGAGGAAGUCACAUCGGAUUAAAGCGCAAAUCAAAGUAUCGCGUAGACAUCUGAGAGGCAAGAGGAACUUAGGACAGGGGCGUUCGAGAAAUGGAUCUUGUUAACGCAGAUAUGUGAUUUGAUUUUAUGCGAAGAGGCAACACAUUUGGAUACAGAUGGUCCUUCAUAUUGAAAUAUGAUAGGUAGUUUUCACGUUGGUUUGAGCUUCGUGUUUAUGAAGUGGCGAGCAGGAUACAAGCGCUUUCCCGGCGCCGAGUGACUGAGAGUGGAGAGGAGACAAGCGUGCACAGGCUAACAAUUAAUGACGAUUAUUACUCCGAGAUCUUCUGAAAUGUGCCUUUGAGUAGAAAUUGUCUUAUUCUCAUACACAGUUACUGGAGUCACACCUAGGGGAUGCCAUGAACUUUGAAGAGUGAAAGUUAUUAUUUUGGGAAUUAGGUAAACGUUUUGGGUUGGCGUAUUAUCAUCCUUGCGCAAUGGGAGAAAAGUUUCGGACCUUCUCUUGGAGACGCUCUUACGGACGCCCGCUAAUGGGUAGGCUAGCCUAAAUAACAUGCGAAGUUACCAGUUGACUGCACAGACUAUUCUGAUUGACAAAAAGGACCAAGGAUGUCUUGAAUGUAAAAAAUAACAAAAUACGACCGAUCUAAAAAGAAAAGAACUCAAAAGAACAGCCAAAUCACAUCUAUUAAAGAGAGGGAGACUGUGGAAGGGACAGAGAAAUAUUCUAAAGUCUGAUCUUCAGCCAAGCGGAAGAGUGCGAGCCCAGUGGAUAUUCAGAUGUCGUACGAGCGGGGUCAGACGUGGAGGAUGGUGCUUCUCUGUCUGGCCGCUCUGUCCUGGGUGACGGCCUGGGCCGAAGAGAAGAUCAUCUUUGAUAGACACGCUGUCUACUGGAACAGCUCGAACCCGAGGUUCUGGCAUGGUGAAUACAGGGUUGCGGUCAGCAUCAAUGACUACCUGGACAUCUACUGUCCCUAUUACGACGGCCCUCCGGCCCAUGGUCGUAUGGAGCGCUACAUCCUGUUCAUGGUCAACCACGAGGGCUACACUUCCUGUCAGCACAGGAUGCGGGGCUUCAAGCGUUGGGAGUGCAACCGUCCUAGCGGUCCUGAUGGAGCACUGCGCUUCUCAGAGAAGUUCCAGCUCUUCACCCCCUUCUCUCUGGGCUUCGAGUUCAGGCCUGGACACGAGUACUACUACAUCUCAUCUCCUCAUCCGAACCAUGUUGGGAGGGCGUGUCUUAAGCUGAAGGUGUAUGUCAGACCCCCAGAUGGUUCUGGCUACGAUUCUCCGGAGCCCUUCCUGACUGAUGGAGGUCCAAGCUUGAUGCCAGUGUCCUACUCCCUCCUGCCCGCCCUGGCCUCCCUGCUACUGGGACGGGUCUCAUCGCUGUGACCCCCCACACCCCACCCCCCUCCCUGGAGCUCCUGCCCAGGGUGGCUGGGCUGGCUAUCCCUGGAACCCCCACCAGCCCUCAGGGAAGCCAUCUGUCUGUUCUCCCCCACCUCGUCUACCACCACCAACCCCCUAAACCCACUACCAGCCCUCUCCACAUCCCAGCCCCAGACACCCUUCAGCGCUGGGUGGAGCGGACCUGUUGCUGUAGAUAUGCACCUCCCUGCUGGUCGACAUGGGGAUUCUCUUUGCACUCAUUUCAGGGGUUAGCUGGGUUUGAGCCACCUCCCCUUCCCCCUGCUGGGUGGAGUUAGUGGGGAGGACAGGGGGUAAAGGGGGCUAGGGUGUAUAUUUCAGGUAGGGGAUGUGUCUUGUCUAAUUCAUGUCUUUAAUCGAAGCAUUUAUCACAGCCUGUCUAAGCAGGCGUCUGGCACUGUUUGUUGACUCAGUGGCUGUUGAGAUCAUGACUCUCAUGUAUGAAUGUACCACUGGUCACCCAACUAUCGUCUAACUAUGUAUGUAUGUAUGACUGGUCACCUGCCUUCUCUGACUGGGACGGUGUGAGGGGGUGGGGGGGAGUAGGGAGUGUGGGUUGGAGGGAUUGGGAGAGAUGGACAGAAAGAGAGAGAAAAGGAGGAGGCACAGAAUUGCAUGACCACUGUGAAACCUAAUCUGAACUGAUCUUGUUUGUAAUGAUGACCUCUAUUUUUUCACCGCGAGACGUGGACUCACAAAAGCAACCGACACGCCGGGCUGAGAAUGUCGAAACCUAGAAAGGAAAUCCAGAAUCCCUCUCCUCUCUCGUGAGCCCAUCUUGGAUUUGACUGCUCUGGCCGACAGCUAGACAAAUGGACAUCAACCACAACUUGACUGACCUGAUCAGCCGUUGACCAGCCGCGGGCUGGUGUGGAUGGACAGAAGGAGAACUGGAGCUGGCCCCGGGUCGGUGCUGAAGGCCUCUGAUGAGGGAGAAGGGACAGUGCGGUGACCGUGGUGUGACGAGGGGUUCCCACACCGUGACACAGAACCAGCGCUGACAGAA